CCCCGCCCUGGCCGCCGUGUCCCGCUGACCGUCGCUCUCUCUCGGUCUCAAACGGCAGCAGCGGUCGCUCCGACUCCAGAGCUCCAGAGCUCCAGCUUUCCAUGGCGACCAACUAACGGAGAAAGAAGAAAAAAAGCAGUUUUUUAACGCGUGGGCCCCGGUUAGCUCCGGUGAAGUGAGCUAACGGGCGUUUCUCUCUGAAAUGGGGUGAUGUCCGCGGACGGAGCGCGCGGUACCUUUAGCACGCGAAGCUAAACUACAGAGCGCGGGCUAACGGCCGCGAGCUAACGCGGGCUAACGUUCACCUGCGGCCGGUUACAGGCUCCGACAACCGGGAUGGAAAGUGUGAAGGAAAGCGGCUCAACUUCGUCGAUAGGCGACUCCGGUGACGCCGCGAAGCCGAGCGGGUUGACGCCGCUGUCCGCGGGGAAGAGACCCUCCAUCGGGGAGGAUGACGGCGGCGGCGGCGCGGAGGCGAAACUCUUCGGGAAGGGACUCGCAGCCACCUCCCUGCUCCAGAUCGCCAUCAGAAACGGGAUCUACCAGAACCAAGUUGCCAACGCGAUCGGCGGAGCGGCCAAAAACAUCAACAUGCCCGCCAACAUCUACAGCCUGACCUCGGUCAACAGCACCGCGUCUGUCAACUCUCUGCUGAGCCGGAGGCGGCAGAGGCACAAGCGGAAUCUGUCGCUGGGGGCUCCGCCGACCGGCAGCACGCCCGGGGUGUCCUCCUCCUCCUCCGCCGCCUCCUCCUCUGCGGAGGCCGGCCCCGCUCCCUCAGCCUCCCCGCUCAGCACCCUGAGCCUGGACAGGAGGACUUUCCUGCGGCAGAAGCAGACAAAGCAGCUCCAGGCCUCGGAUAAAACGUGGGUGAGAUCGGACCUCCGGCGGGGUUGCGUUCACGUCCACGACUGGCUCACGCCCUCCUACCCGCGGCCGGUGCUGUGCACGGCGGACACCAGCGCCAGAGAGGUGGCGGGUAAGCUGGAGGGGAGCAAAGCUGGGGCUGUGCUGAGGAUCAACUACAAAAGCAGUGCUUUGGUGGACCUGAAUGAUAACUGCAAAGACAGCAACGGGCAGGCUGAUGACGGUCUCAGUGAUGGGGUGGAUGUGAGAAAACCAGAGGAGAGCGAGCUCAAACAGUUUGAUCCUGAUGCCAAACUCUCCUCCAACUUGUUGGACGAGAAACCCGCCAGUAACUCUUCAUCCGAGGUCUAUCUGAGCGACAUCGGGGUGGACCUGAGCCUGAGCGUGGCAGACUGUUAUGGGGUCUACUCUGGCUCGGAUAUGGAGAGCAGCACCUGCGAGGACUUCAGCCCGGGUGGACCCAGAAGCACAGAGCUCCGGGACUCCCUCAGCGACGGGCUCGGUUUGGGCACAGACUCCUCGGUGCUGAGCCCGAACUGUGACAGCGCCACAGAGGGUCCUGACCCGUUUGAGAGCUCCUCAGACGAGGUGGACCUCACCUCUUCUCCAACACACUCGACAGGCACCCCAGACGCCUCCAGCGCACCCAGCCAAGUGUCAACCACGCUACACGACGCCGAAGCUGCACCCGGUGACCAAGCAGAUGCCCCCAGAUUAAUCAAAGCUCCCUCUAAAUGCCCCAGCAGCUCUCAGACUCGGCCCCUGACCAGCCAAACAUCUGUCCAGCCUGACCCGGAGAUCCCAGCGGGGAGCAGAGGAUGGUCGGAGCCCAUCAAUACCAGUCCGACCCCGGCCCUCUUCGUCCAGCUGCACGGUGGAGCCGUGCGGCGUCUGGGGGACGACGAGAGGCCUCUGCAGAUACUGAACGAGUACCUCACUAAUCUGGGGUUCGAGGACCCGUGGAGGGUGCAGGGGGAGGGGAUGAACCCGGAGAUCGGCUGCCUGAUCCGCUUCUACUUCGGUAAGCCUCGCAGCGUGGGCGGCUCUGAGCGCGUGCAGCUUUCCGGCGUGUUCAACGUGCGCAAAGGGAAGCUGGCGCUGCCGGUGAACCGCUGGUCGAAGCGUCAGGUCACGCUGAGCGGCACCUGCCUCAUCGUCUCGUCUGUGAAACACGCCCACACCGGCAAGAUGCACAUCCUCCCACUCAUCGGAGGAAAGGUGGAGGAAGUGCGGAGACACAGCCACUGUCUGGCUCUCAGCUCAGCCGGUCCUCAGAGUCAGACUUACUACAUCAGCUACGACUCCUACACAGAACACCUCCGCUGGCACCGGACGGCCUCAAAGAUCGCGUCCCAGAGGGUGAACUCGGUCGACCUGUCGUGCUGCAGCCUGGAGGAGCUGCCCGCUCAGCUCUUUUACAGCCACGACCUCACACACCUCAAUCUGAAAAACAACUUCAUUUCGCUGCACAAAGGUGUCCCGGCGCUCACCAGGUUUUGUAAACUGAGAAGCCUCAGUCUGUCGAAUAACGCCCUGUCAGAGUUUCCUCUGGCCUUGUGUGACAUCUCCUCGCUCACGGAGCUGAACUUGUCUGGAAACCGCCUCUCGUCUCUGCCCGCAGACGUGAGAAGCAUGCACAACCUGCAGACUCUUCUCCUGGACGGUAACUUCCUGAGCUCUCUGCCCGUGGAGCUGGGCUCUCUGGAGGGCCUGACCUACCUCGGCUUGUCCUUCAACUGCUUCAGCUGCGUCCCCCCCGUCCUGGAGAAGCUCCGAGGCAUGGAGAGACUCUGUCUGGCAGGGAACCAGCUCUCUGUCCUGGAUGUAGCCGGACUGCAGUGGCUGCCUGCGCGUCACAUAGAUCUCAGGCUGAACCGGCUUCAGAAGGUGACGGCGGGAAACUCGGACCAGCUGGUCCACAUCGUCCAGCUGGACCUGAGAGACACUGGCUUACGGGAGCUGGACGUCAGACCCCUCUGCAGGCUGGAGCUCCUCCGCUGUGACAGAAACACUCUCACCCUCCUCAGAGCCAGCGGCCACGCCCUGAAGAGCCUGCACGCGGCACACAACGAGCUGAAGCUGCUGGAGGUGCAGCCGGUGCCAGAGAAUCUGACUGUUCUGGAUUUGUCCUGGAACAAGCUGGGAUGUGUCCCCGAGUGGGUGUGCGAGAGCGGCAAACUGGAGGUGUUGGACGUCAACCAUAACUGCGUUACAGAGCUGCCCGUACGGCUGAUGUCCAGUGGGAGCCUGAGAAAACUGCUGGCAGGCUGGAACGAAGUGUGUCGGCUGGCUGAGAGGCUGGAGAGGUCACUGCUCGAGGUCCUGGACCUCCAACACAACCACCUGACUGAGCUCCCGCACAACCUGUUCAUCAAAGCACAGAGCCUGCGAUACCUAAAUGUGUCGGCCAAUAAGCUGGAGAGCCUCCCUGCAGCCAGCCUAUCGGACGACAGCUUCAGCAGCCUGGAGGAGCUCUACGUGACCAAUAACAGCCUGACAGACAAAUGUGUCCCUCUGCUGACUGGACACGGCCACCUCAGGGUGCUGCACCUCGCCUACAACCAGCUACAGACCUUCACAGCCAGUAAACUGGCACGUCUGGAGCAGCUGGAGGAGCUGGACCUGAGCGGCAACAGACUGCGGGCCGUGCCCACCACCAUCCUCAGCUGCCAGCGGAUGCACACGCUCUCCGCCCACUCCAACUGCAUCAACGCGUUCCCCGAGGUCCUGCAGCUGCCGGAGAUCAAGUGCGUCGACUUGAGCUGCAACGAGCUGACCGAGGUCGCUCUGCCCGAGACGCUUCCCCAGAAGCUUCAGGAGCUCGACCUCACGGGCAACCCCCGCCUCAACCUGGACCACAAGAGCCUGGAGCUGCUCAAUAAUAUCAAAUGUUUCCGGGUGGAUCCGUCACCUUCGGCUCCGUGUGUGAACGAGAGCCACGGGGCCCCUGCAGUCUGGAGUCACGGCUACACCGAGGCCUCCGGAGUCAAAAACAAGCUCUGCGUGGCCGCUCUGGCGCUCGACAGCUUCUGCGGGAUUCGUGAAGCUCUGUACGGAGUUUUCGACGGAGACAGGAACGUGGAGGUGCCUUACCUGCUGCAGUGCACCAUGGGAGACGUGCUAGCAGAGGAGCUUCACAGGGGCCAGAGGCAGGAAGACUACAUGACCAACACUUUCCUCACCAUGCAAAGGAAACUGGGCACGGCGGGCCAGAGGAUGGGCGGCUCGGCGGCUCUGUGUCACAUCAGACACGACCCGGUGGCUCCCGGCGAGCACGGCGGCUGCUUCACGCUGAAGGCCGCCAACGUCGGAAGGUGCCAGGCUGUUCUGUGCCGCGACGGCAAAGCUAUGCAACUGUCCACCACGCACACGGUCACAGAGGAGACGGAGUAUCGGAGGGUCCGGCAGCACAACGCCAUCAUCACCGAGGACAACAAAGUGAGCGGUGUGACCGACUCCACCAGAAUCAUGGGCUACUCCUUCCUGUGCCCGUCUGUGACCCCCAGACCCCACGUCUCCACGGUGACCCUCACCCCGCAAGACGAGUUCUUUGUCCUGGGCAGCCGGGGCUUGUGGGACUCGUUGUCUCCCAGCGAGGCGGUGGAGGCGGUCAGAAACGUACCGGACGCUCUGGCCGCCGCGAAGAAGCUGGUGACUCUGGCUCAGAGCUACGGCUGCUCCGACAGUCUCAGCGCCGUCGUCGUCCAGCUCAGCAUUACAGAGGACUGCUGCUGCUUCUGCGAGCCGCCGCCUCCGCCCCCGAGCCCCGGCCUGGGCGCGCACGCCAGCACGCACCCCUACUCUGCGAGCGGCGACGGCGGCAUACCGCUGCCGCCGGCCUCCUCGGGGACGGUGAGCGAGUUGAGCAGCGAGUUCAGCACGUCUGAGAUGAGCAGCGAGGUGGGAUCGACGGCGUCCUCGGAGGAGCCUCCGCCUCAGACCGAGCCGCUGGCGUCCCACCUGAACCCGCUGGGGCGAGCCGGCGUGCGGAGGCCUGCCUGUGGGGGCGGGAGCUUCCACAGGCAGUUCUCCGGAGCUCUGUCCGAUAACGGGGUCGACAGCGAGGACGAGGAGCCCAUCGCCGGCGUCUUCUCCAACGGCAGCCGCGUAGAGGUGGAGGCUGACGUCCACUGUCUGCACCGCCACGACUGCUCAGCACAUGGUCACGCUCAAACAAGCACAAACAUCCCUCCUGCCGCCGCCGCCGCCACCUCACAUCACGAACCUUCUCCUCUUCCCUUCUGCUCCCCGUCUCCUUCCCCCGUCCCUCCCUCGUCGCCCUGCCUCAGCAGGGAGGCUCUGUCGGGGACUCUGGGCCGCAGGGCUCGAGCUAAUGGCUCCGUGGCCUGCCAAGGAAGGAACCAGGACCUCAUAGAGGAGGCGGCCGACGCCCCGGUAAGAAAACAAGGAGGCUACUUCAACGCCCCUGCCCAGCCGGACCCCGACGACCAGCUCAUCAUCCCGCCGGAGCUGGAGGAGGAAGUCCGGCAGAUCAUCCAGCAGCAGCAGCAGCAGCAGCAGGAGCAGAUCCAAACACACAACCAGCAAGCACACAGCUACCAGAAACCUGCAGACUACUUCGUCACGCCCCUCUAACUUCACCCCCCACCCACCCACAACUGCUGGUGUCAACGUCUCAUCCAGGAUGUCAGAUUCAGGGAUGGAGGACUGUGGAAUCAGGACUCGGUGGUCUUGAUGCUCUGCACUGCUUUAAGUCACCGCUGAACACUUUUUUGUUAUUUCCUUUUAUUUUCUACCGUUAACUCUUUGCCCCCCCUUGAAACGCGAUGCAAUUUUUUUUAUAACACUCGGCGUUGAUUAAAUCUUCACGAUUGAUUUUUUACCAUAUCUUUAAUUUGAAGAAGCACUUUGAAUGCUUUUUAUUAGACUAAUCCUACGUUUAGAUGGUACUUCUUUUUUUUUUUGAGAUUUGGACCAUUCAGUUUUUGUGUUGUAGCAGACGUUUCUCCUCCCCCCCCCCCACCUGUCCGUCGCGGCUCCAGGCCUUACAGUUGUCGUCGGAGUUAGUAAAACUGUUAAAACUAACUCCUAGGAGUUUAAUACUUUUAAAGUGACCUAGUCACUGAAACGUACUAAUGUUCUCUGAGAGAAAAAAAAGAUGUAGUUUCAAACGGCUGAUGUUCCAGGUGUGUGCAGAGUUCAGAGUGGUGCUGCAGUGGUGAGUGAAAUGCUGAACGGGGGGAGGGCGAGGCCGGGGUCGGACAGUUGUUACCAGCUCAAUGAAUGUUCUCAGAACAGUGUUACAGACUUCUUGACAACAGCAAACCGCACAAGAGAGCUACUUUUGCUAUAUAAUAAAUGAAAGUUUUCAGAUAACCGCAA
Larimichthys crocea (large yellow croaker) is the source of this 6210-nucleotide messenger RNA. Its product is annotated as PH domain leucine-rich repeat-containing protein phosphatase 1. The record is from RefSeq and is a predicted model, not a curated record. The transcript is spliced from 17 exons. NCBI's taxonomy places the organism in Eukaryota, Metazoa, Chordata, Actinopteri, Sciaenidae. Bases 337 to 5463 code for a protein of 1708 amino acids. Gene Ontology annotation, cellular component: cytoplasm. Gene Ontology annotation, molecular function: protein binding.